Messenger RNA from Sphaeroforma arctica JP610, 407 nucleotides. RefSeq lists its product as hypothetical. NCBI's taxonomy places the organism in Eukaryota, Ichthyosporea, Ichthyophonida. The annotation marks the transcript as partial. The record is from RefSeq and is a predicted model, not a curated record. The transcript has 2 exons.
GUUCCGCCGAGUCUGGCGACAUCCCCGGGCAGUCCCCCGCCCGACUCAACACCCACAGCCACCCACACACCAGCGGGGCGAUCCCAUACAGGCCUCACCAACAGCGGCGGAGCUCAGGGCCACUCCACACACACCCCUACACCUACCCAAGUGCAUGUGGAAGUGACCGAUGGCGGGGCGGUGUCUGUGUUGAGUUUGCUGGUGGGGUGGUUGUGCGGCGCCGAGAAUCAGCGCGUGUGCUCCGAGCACGCGGUGGCGGAGUUGCUACUGGAGCUGAAGCUGCCCUUGUCAGAUCACAGCGCGGAGACGGUGUUGGGCAGUACGCAGACGCAUAUACCUACACCGGUCACACAAGCAGACACACACCCCGCCAGUGUAGAGAGUGUGGAGGACGAUGCAGCGGUUAG